Messenger RNA from Pseudo-nitzschia multistriata, 916 nucleotides. NCBI's taxonomy places the organism in Eukaryota, Bacillariophyta, Bacillariophyceae, Bacillariales, Bacillariaceae. The record is from the annotation of a GenBank genome assembly.
AAGAGCUUUCGAAAACAGCGUAAGUAUGGCACUUCAGAAUCGGACUUCUGUUAUUUUGUGGAAUUGUUUUCGACACAUACUUUGGCUUCUUUGUGGAGUUCUCUCAACUUUUAUCAUUCGACGAUGGAAAUCUAUGGUAGUGCAUCUUCAUGGCUUCGAGCGGCUGCCGGUCAGCGACGCGAUCGGAGGAUCAUAUACCCACAAGCUCCUCAUUCGCGGCAAACCUGAYUUGUGUCGGUUCAUCGUWGCACGAAGGAUCAAGAUGGAGAUGAGACGGCGUGCCUCUUCUCUUGAUGUCGCUAAUACGCUUUUGAGGAGUUUGUCGAUGAGACGUUCCUCGGGUGGUAUGGGCGGGCUGCGAAGAAGCAGAGGCAACAAUUUUGUGCUUCCAGGCAGCCUCAUGACUGGCUUCUCCUUCGAUAGUUUUCGUUUCCCUGGGGACGGAAUCCCAAACUUCAGGUGGGAAACCKAUGAUUUUCAACACAAACCGUCCAUUCCUUUGCUAGGAGCUCCGAGCGGAUUUCAGAACCAAGCUGUUCGAGCCUCGCCGUCGCCUUGUUUGGGCGGGACAGAAACACUGCAUGGUAGAGAGGAAGGCGAUGAAACAGUGAAAACCCUGGCAUCGUUUCCGUUCGCCGAAAGRGAUUUAGAAAUGCCGGGUCGCGAUCGCGCUGGAGAGGAUUCGUCUGCCGUGGAUUCCCACAGCCAUCUUGUUCGAACCCUUGACGCGAGCCUUUCCGUCCUAAGAUUGGCCACGAGACAGCAAUCGUGUAUGUAACGAAACGAACUGAACCGAGCCGAGACGAAAAAAUUGUCGUGCAGGGCAAGCUAUUCAUAUAUGYAAACGCAACAAAAAGAAGAUCUCCCAGCAAACKAAUGGGGAAUCUCGGUGGCAAAAUAAAACAAAAAUGCACAU